Molecule: messenger RNA, 1268 nt
Organism: Effrenium voratum
Lineage: Eukaryota; Dinophyceae; Suessiales; Symbiodiniaceae
Source: the annotation of a GenBank genome assembly
GGGACGACCUGAGCGAUGCUCAUGUAGAAUUAUCCCGCCCCGGCGAUGAUUCUCCAUGCUCGCGCCUGGGUCCUCCUUGCGCUGGGGUUCUGCUAUGCCGCGCGCGGAGAUGAGGAGUGUAUGGUGCCACAUCCCAGCAACGAGAACUGGACUCUCGAGGGAGCGGAGUUGCAGUACAAGCUGUUGCGCUUCUAUCAGAACCAAGGGCCCCCUCCCUUGGAGGAGGUAUUUCUGUCCACGCAGAACCUGACCACAGAAGUGCAGGAGAAGCUGAUGGGUGAGUGCCCGGGCCUGCUGAUUACAUCGUUCCUGGUCUUGGCGGAGGCCCAGCUCCCCAUCUCCCGGCGCCGCUCCGACGAGGCCUUGGCCAAGGCCGAUGCUCUAGCCUCGCGCCUCAGCGAGCGCAGCUACAGCGAGCAAGCAGAAAUUUGGCCCGUCGAGGAGGCUCUGCAGAGCUACCGUGCUGCGGCGGCUGCAGUCGCAUCUGGAGAUGACCGGGAGCGACAGGUGCAUAUGGUGAUUUGCCACUGCCGGGAGUCUUUGGAUUGGCUCCAAGGCCCCAGCUUUUACGUGCCCAAGAAGGGUGCAGCUGUAGAUGUCUUCAUCUACGAGAAGUGCAACUUCGAGACAAAUCUGGCCCUAUCGCAGAAGUUUCGGUCCGUGUCGCGCAUCAUCGUGGAUGACCAGGGCAUGCGAAGGGACGAAUGCUCCGGAUAUCUACGACAUCUCAUCGACCACUACCAGGAUCCUGCGGACUACACCUUCUUCUUCCAGGCUGAUGCGGAAGACCACAUGCACUUUGGGUACCUGUCUUUGGUUCUCAAGUCCAUCGAGCAGCACGCGCUGACGUCGGCCUUUGUGCACCUCAACUACCCCCGGCUCAUCACCUCCAUGUCCCCCUGCCGCGCGGAAGUCUUCCGCCAGCUCUUUGACAGAUAUCCCGGCAGGAACCUGGGCUCCUACUGCUGCGCGCAAUUUAUGGUCUCCAAAGAGCGGCUUCUCGCCAACCCUUUGGAGAGGUACCAGCGCAUGCAGCAGAUGCUGUUCAGCGACUCCCCGGCGGAAUGCCACGACAUCCCAGGGCACUCCACGCUGUGCCUCAUGUUUGAGGUCUAUUGGCACGUGCUCUUCGGUGAGCCGGACGUGCUUCCGCUACGCUCGGAGAACUCUCAGCUUCAGCUCUUUCUGCGAAUCCGGGAUCUCGAGAACGAGUCGUACCUGCCUCAAGGCUCCAUGUACCUCAAGCUGGCCUCGGAACGAGAGUAGCC